AAUAAAUUUCCUCUUUUAAAUCCUCACCCCAAUCAAACAACCUCAUCAUACCCAACAACUUUAAUUCGAGCCAAUCUCUUCCUUGGAGUCCAAAACAAGAGCAAUAUCUGCACCAUCAUGUCUAGGGGUGAUGAGCAUGAGAACCCAUCCUUUGCAAAGCCAAGAUAUGUGGCAAAAAAGGUCCUUGCAAAGCCCCAGUUUGAGGGUGAUGGAGCCAUUGUUAGGAGAAGCAUUGGAAGAUCGGAAUUGAGGAAUUUGGACCCUUUCUUGAUGCUGGAUGAGUUCUCAGUCUCUGCUCCAGCUGGAUUUCCUGAUCAUCCUCACAGAGGUUUUGAGACAGUUACAUACAUGCUAGAGGGAGAAUUCACACAUCAAGAUUUCGCGGGGCACAAAGGGACAAUCCGCGCCGGCGAUCUGCAGUGGAUGACGGCAGGCCGAGGAAUCAUUCACUCAGAGAUGCCUGCAGCAGAGGGAGUUCAGAAGGGAUUGCAGCUCUGGAUCAAUCUCUCCUCCAAAGACAAAAUGAUUGAGCCGCGGUACCAAGAACUACAGAGCAAGGACGUAAGCCGUGUCGAGAAGGACGGGGUCGACGUCCGGAUCAUUGCAGGGGAGGCCUUCGGGGUCCGCUCUCCGGUCUACACACGGACGCCGACAAUGUACCUCGACUACACACUAAAACCCGGGGCUCACGUCCGCCAACGGAUCCCGGAUUCGUGGAACUCCUUCGUGUACGUGAUCGAAGGCGAAGGCGUGUUCGGCAACCCGAACUCCCCCGCUUCUUCGAGCCACUAUGUCCUCGUGCUUGGCGCCGGCGACGGCCUCGAUGCGUGGAACAGAUCGACGAAGCCCCUUAGGUUCGUACUCCUCGGCGGGCAACCACUGAAUGAGCCAAUAGUACAGUAUGGGCCCUUUGUCAUGAACACACAAGAUGAGAUUGAGCAAACAAUUGAGGACUACCACUACUGCAGGAAUGGGUUUGAGAAUGCCAAGCAGUGGAAAUCUCAGCCACAAUUGCAUUAAAGUGGUGGACCAAACAAGAGGGAAAAGGGGAUCUUCGUUUAGUGGGUUUGGGCCCAAAACAUUGUAGUGAGGGUGCAACGUCAACAAUUUCACAAUACUACCACUAAAAUAUAUUUAAAAAAAGAGGGAAAAAAAAAAGAACUGAUAAUAUUGGGUUUGGCGAGAAAAAUUCAAAUUUGGUGGGAAGCUUCUAGAAGUUUUGGGGGUGGCAGGUGGGAGUGAGUGGGGAUUGUGAAAGUUGAAUCUCCAUGUGCUUAGUGAUUCUUCUUUUUAUCCCUUUUUUGGGGUUUCAUUUUGAGGGAUUUUUUUUUUUCAAUCAUUUAUAUUGAUCGUUUGGCACUGUUAAAAUUGUUGUUAUAACUUUUUUUUUUUUACCAUGGUUAAUUUAUUUUUUUGCCUACUUUA
This is a messenger RNA of Ananas comosus (pineapple), 1425 nucleotides long. RefSeq names its product pirin-like protein. Lineage: Eukaryota; Viridiplantae; Streptophyta; Magnoliopsida; Poales; Bromeliaceae. The record is from RefSeq and is a predicted model, not a curated record. The transcript has 7 exons. Bases 118 to 1020 code for a protein of 300 amino acids.